Messenger RNA from Lytechinus variegatus (green sea urchin), 6611 nucleotides. RefSeq names its product protein Shroom-like. The record is from RefSeq and is a predicted model, not a curated record. Gene Ontology annotation, molecular function: protein binding. Bases 158 to 6508 code for a protein of 2116 amino acids. Lineage: Eukaryota; Metazoa; Echinodermata; Echinoidea; Temnopleuroida; Toxopneustidae. The transcript has 20 exons.
AAAAAGUGUGUCUUCCAAGAAAUCGCCUCUCAACUUCCAAGAUGACGUUGGCUUCUCUGCGCUUCACCAUGCUGCCCUCAACGGUAACUGCGGCAUCCUGGGAACCCUCCUGGACAAUCACCAUCACAUCAUCGUGGAUCUCAAAGACAACAAAGGAAUGAGACCUGUUCACUAUGCAGCAUGGCAAGGAAAAUUAGAACCAGUGAGAUUACUACUACAGGCUGGAGCUAAUCCUAAUGAGAUGUCCUUAGAUUCAGAGACACCUCUACACCUUGCAUCACAGUAUGGUAGCUACUCAGUGGUUGAAGCAUUACUUCAGUACGAUGCUGACCCUACUGCCAAGAACAAGCAAGGAAAGACACCCUUGGAUCUAGCAGCGGAGUUUGGGAAAGGAAGCGUGGCAGAGCUGCUGCUGAAAGGAAGGCACUGCACCACUCUUAUAGCAAACACGUCACACACGGGUGUUACCAUGCAUACACCUCUACACCUUGCAGCUAAGAAUGGCCAUAGUGAUGUCAUAAGAACCCUCAUUGAUGCCGGGAUCGACUUAAACAGAGAAACGCCUAACGGGACAGCCCUCCACGAAGCUGCACUGGCAGGCAAAUCAGAAGUUGUCCGUUUAUUGAUUAUGAGUGGCAUUGAUGUACAUAAAAAGAAUUCCCACAGCCAAACAGCAUUAGACAUCGUCAAUAAAUUCACUCCAACAAGAGCCGCACAGGAUAUUAAACAGAUACUAAGAGAAGCGAUAGGAGGCUGUCAAGCUCAAGCGAUCAAGGACUAUUCACGCAUCCAUGACAGGUCAGCCAUUUCAUUCAAGGCUGGGGACAUACUAACGGUUUUAGAGAGACAUCCUGAUGGGAGAUGGAAAGGAUCUAUCAUGAAAGGAGGUACAGAAUCUAUAGGAUACUUCCCUGGUGACUAUGUCCAACUUAUCAGUAGACCGCCCUCUGGAGGCCAAGCUUUUCUUCCAAGCUAUGGUAGCAACAUUAUGCCUGCUGGUCCCUACAGGAACCCAUCUAGAAGCCCUUCAGUUGAUAACAUCACCAAUCAUCGAUAUUCUACGGGUUCAACAGCAUCGGCUAGCUCAUCAGGCACCUGGUCAAAUAGAGAGAGCACAGAGCACUCGACACCUGUUAGAAACAACCAAGGUGGACAACAACAGCAGCAAGGUUAUGAGCAAGACUCAUCAUCUCUAGCCCCACCCCACUCUUACCCAGGGGAUCCACCAAUGUCCCAUGGCAUGGAUCUACCACCACCACCACCUGAGAUGUUGCAGCAUGGGGUACAAUCACCAGGCGUGGUACCUCCUAGUCCUACCUCAAGGAUGAACCACUAUGGCGUUCCUAAUUCACCUCAUUACCCUCCACAAUCACCUAGUGGCAAUGGUGGUUACUACAACCAGUUUCAGUUUCCUGCAUCAGCUGGUAGUUCACCUAGCAGACAACCGUUUAGAAAUAAACCCAGCUUCGAUGAUCCACCAUGGCUUCGCAAUCAUCAACCUAGGAAUAGACCUCCAAGUGGCUCAGACUAUCCCGAGGACCAUACUGCAAAUGGUCAAGCAAUGAGAGGUCAUUUAGGCGGAGGAGGAGGAAUGAUGGGAUAUCAAUCAUUACAUCAUAACAAGUCUAUGAUGCACACACACCCCGCACAUAGUAUGGAUAACAUGCUGGCUUCAGACUUUCAUUGCAAUGAUUCCCAAAGACCUCAUAGUGAUGGUAUAUCUGACUUCCAUGUAGAUGCCAUAUCAGCUCAACAUGAAGGUAUUAAGGAUGCAGACAGAAUAUAUGAAUGGUUAAGGAGACAGAGGUUAAUGGAGUACACCAACAACUUCACCAGGUCUGGAUAUGACAUGCCAACCAUAGCGAAGAUGACCCCAGAGGAUCUGACAGCGAUCGGUAUCACCAAACCCAGUCACCGGAAACGGAUAACAGCAAUGAUUGCGCAGAUGAGAGAAUCGGAUCCAGUACCAGCAUAUAUACCAGGCGAUGUUGGGACAUGGCUGAGACUACUAGAUCUUAGUCAGUACCAUAAUACCUUGAUGACUAAUAGCUAUGGAGUUAUAGAUGAAGUCUUUCAUAUCACUUGGGAAGAUCUUCAGGACAUUGGCAUUGAUAAGCUAGGUCACCAGAAGAAAAUCAUGCUUGCUGUUAAGAGGUUAAAGGACUUGAAGAAAAAAGGUUGGGUACCCGGUCAUCAACUCAACAGUGACUCCGGUGGCAGUGGAUCACCGCAAUCCUCGGUGGAUGGCAUCACUCCACUUCCUGCAGGAUUGCACUUACCUCUCCAGGAGAGAGCAUCACCACAGUCACCGCAGCAGGAGUUUGUGAACCCACCCCUCGCUAGGAAGCAUUCAGGAGUUCGGAGCAGUCGUGAGAGUUUAAGUAGUGAUAUCAGCAACAGGUCAGCAGGCUCAUCAUCACAGGACACAACAACACCACAGGACCCACAUCCACCCAUCAUGCAUCUGAGGCAUCCUAAGCAUCAUGCAGAUGCAAGUUAUGUACCAGCGACUGCAACUAUGAAUGUGGGGGAUGAUGGGAAACGUACUCCUUCCCCGAAAGAUACGCCAACAUCAGAACCAAAGAAUGCUAAAGAAGGACAUUAUGGUUCGUUUUCAACCUUCAAGCAACCAAAUGCCAAUACAACACAGACAUUGCCAGUACAAAAAGGACCUCAGGGUAUUGAUAAAUUAAUUGGUAUCCAUAAGAGAGAGCAAAGUAAUAGAGACUCUAUUGAGAGUGCAUCAAGUUUUGGGUCAGGGUCUGGGUCUGGUUCAGGGGAUCAUUCUUCACUGGGUUCAAAGAAAUCGUUACCCCCUGCACCACCAAGAAGGACUAACUCAAUGAUAACGACCGUCCCUGACCCUGAGAAACUAAGAACCGCUACAAUAGGUAGGAAAAAGUCCAUGAAACCUUUCCACGAUAGGGAGUCUGCAGUUGCUGCUGGAAUGGCCAGGCAUCCAGAGAUUACAUCAGGGUUUGCUACUAUCAAAAGAACUCCAUCAAGAAAAACUGAUACAUUGAAGAGAAUGCAAAGAUCACAAUCUCAUGAUAGUGAGCCCUUGUCGGCCAUCAUCAGUCGAUCGUCGGAAGUCAUUUUUAAACCCCCUGCAGCGCCCUCUGUUCCAAAAGUGACACCAGACAUGAGAUCUGGAGUCGGACAACCCGGACCACGUGCGGCACCUUCUGAUGGACAGGAAGAUGCCAAUAAUAGAAGGAUGGAAGCUGAAGAGAUAAAUGCAAUGCAAAGAGGAAUGCAAGCUCCAAAUCAAAUGAUGAAUGCGGUUAUUCCUCCAGUUGAAAGGACUUCCCCAAACCAAAUUCAGCAUCAGGAAACACAUAGUCAACUGGUGAAUGAAAAUCCCCAGCAAGCUCAAAGAACUCAUUCUCCAAAGCAUGUCCAUCAACAACAAAUCCUUAAUCAGAAUCAAAUGAUGAAUUUUCCUCAACCACAGGUCCAAAGAAAUAAUUCUCCUAAGCAUGUCCAACAACAGCAAAUUAUUAAUCAGAUGCAAAAUCAAAUGAUGAGUGCAAAUCAACCACAGGUUCAAAGAACGACUUCUCCCAAGGAUGCGCAAUAUCAGCAAGCUCAAGAUAGGAUGACUAAUGAAAUGAAAAGUGCUAAUCCACCACAGGUUGAAAUGAAUAUUUCUCAAGUUCAAAGGACUUCUCCUAAACAUAACCACAAUCAAGUAGGGCGCAAGAAUUCUAAUUCAUCAUUGUCCAUGCAAGGUGGUAUUCAAACACCUUUCAUGAGUCCUCAACAGGACACCGCAGUUCACCUUCAAAAUGCCCAUAAUCACCACGUACAAGUACAGCAAGAAUCUAGACAAGAGGUUUCACAACCCCAGAAUAUGAAUGCCAUGCAAGAUCACCCAAUUUACUCAACUAUAAAUGUACCUCAGUCCCCUAGGAAAACCAUUGAGCAACCAAAGAAUUACCUUGUAUCUGAUCCAAACCAUCCGAGUAAUCAAAAGCCUGUUGGAACACAAGCUAUACAACAAGCACAGAAUAUUCUGUCUGAAGCAAUAGAAUCUCAACAGGCCUCUACUUUCCCAAAUGGAAGCUACCCACAUUCCAAAUUACAUUUACGCAAUGAGGGUAUACUUGACCUACCCAACACGAAUACUGGCAUAUGGGAUCAAGGUCGCUCUUUACCCGAAAGCCACACCAAGUCUUUGUCAAGAAACAGGGCAGCAGAGAUAGAGAGGAGUUUACAGAUUGAGAAACAAGCAAACAGUUACAGCUUUGUGAUGCCUCCUCCUUCUACAGCAACUGUAUUAGAUUCUGGGAGGAGAGCAUCCGCAGCAUCUGCUGUGUCUGCGACUAGCAGCGAAAAUAGUAGCAAUAGUUCUGAUAGCAGUGGUCAACCUCGAAGACCAGGCAGUGCAGAAGUGCUUUGGAAGAAACAGUCCCAAGCAGAUGACAGUACACCAGUAUUACAACCUGUUCUUUCAAAUCCUCUACAAGGAAUAUGGAGACCUAGGUCGAGACAUCAAAAUCGAAACUCAAAUGCUGAAAUUGACGAGGAUUUGACAACAGACAUCUCAUCAUCUUCUAAAGGAUCCUCUUCCUCCAAAGGUUCAGAGGAAGAUUCACCCAUCAAGACGCAAGCAACGUUUUUGCAGCUGAAGAAACAGUUUUUGAAUACUGACUCUCAACCAUUGAAUUAUCAAACUUUGAAAAGACCUCCAAAGAAACCAGAACCUCUUGCCCCAGAAUUCAGAUCAAGAUCAAGAUCAUUUACAGAGCAAGAUGAGUAUAAUCAGUCACCAGUCAGCAAAUAUGCUCCUUUUAGCUUUGAAACCAUGAAUCGUAAUAUGAAUGCAAAUUCUGUAGAAGAUGAAUCCUCCUCUCCCAGAGUAUAUGAAGAAAUUGAGGAUCGGCCUAUGUCUUCCUUUAAUAGAUCAAGUCCUCUUACAUCACCAAGACAUUCAACAGUGAGCCAACCACAGCAACCUAAGCCAGUUCCUAUCCCUGUGGUUCCAGUCUCUGUUCCUCAGCAACAUCAACAAAUUCCUCAUAUGCAUAAUCCAUCUGUCCCUGCAAUUGGGUCAGUCCCUCCUCCACCAGUUGGUCCACCUCCGGCUGUGCCAGUAUUACCCAAAUCUGCACCUCCAGUUACACCAGAGGUUCAAACACAAGUACAGGUAUCCAAUGCAUCUCCUGCUAAGAUACCUACUCCUAUAUCACCUACCCUUCCACCCCCACCACCAAUAUCUCCAAUAGGACCAGCUGAAAUGUCAUCGGCACCAUCACCACCCAUGCCACCACCACCAGCACCCAUUGCAUUUGUACCUCCUGCACCACCAGUAGUACCAUCGGUCUCUCAUUCAACCCCUCCUCCUGCACCUCCACCUGCCCCUCCGCCACCAACAAACAUGCAGCUGACAAACAUAAUGCAGAGCAAGAAAGCAUCUGCAUUAGAACCAGUCAACGGGAAACUAAGUAGCAGUGCACCCAAGAAGAUGAUGGGUGAUAUAGGUGGUGGUGUUGAUAUGAUGGCUGAACUUAAGCUACGGCAGAAGAUAAGACAGAAGGUACCUGUAGUAUCGGAGAGCUGGGAAUCAAACUCGGACACUAUUAAACGUAAACCAGCUUCUCCGAAUGAAUUGGUUAAUGAAGAGGUAGCCGUACAUUCUAGCGACUUAAAAGAGUUUCCACCUCCUCCACCGGAACUUACUUCAUCACCACCUUCUGUAGAAGUGAAGAAAAGGGCUGUCCCACCAGUAGUCCUGCCCAAGACAAAAUCUCCCCCAAAACCUUCCAGACCACAGGAGACGCCAACCCCUGCAUCAACAAGUACGCAAUCCCCCAGACUUAUCCCAAUAGAGGAACCAACAAGUAGACUUGUUCCUAUCAAGUCUCCCAAUAGCAGACUUGUCCCUAUUGAAGACCCUAAAGAUGUCGACAUUUUCUCAUCUGACAUGGAUAAGUUGGAGGAUCAAGAUGAGGUGGUGGACUCUGAUAGCAGUGAGAGUAGCGAUACACUUGAUACUGGUCUUACUGGUUUUGAAAAUGAAAACACGGACACUAUCAAGAAACAGCCAAUGAGACUUAGCCCUAAGAGACCGACUUCAGGAGAGACUGGCUCUUUUGGUGCAGAGAUCAUCACUGCUUCUGUGCCUCCAUUCUCUGUUGAUAGAUCUGCUUCUAAUCAUCCAGCCACCAAGAAUUACAAGCCAAUUGAAGAUGCUGCUGCAGAUGCAGACUCUCUAGGUGAAGCUACCCUGAAGCUUGAAGAGAUCUUAAGAAGCAUGGCAAUGGAGGAUCCCCUUGGUCAACUCCAGGAUGACGACUGGACUCCCCCACCGGCUCCAGUACUCAAACUUCCCCAAACAUCUCCUUCACUCCCAUCUCCACCACUACCACCACCACCACCACCUCCAUCGUCAGAGCCAGAACCCAACAACAGCGAGGAACCAGCAGAGGAAAGCAAAGAAGUUUUCAAUGACAUUGAAUCCAUGUUUGCUAAUCUAGCUCUGGAUUUGGAUAGCAUGAUGGGCUAGAAGAUGUUAGAUCUAUCUUAAGGUAACCUUCAUCUCAUCUGUCAAGGUCACCUAUCAGUCAAGGUCACCUAUCAUCUGUCAAGGUCACCGAUCAAUGCUAUGA